AUGUGGAAGGAUUCUUGCAUUGAUGGGAGCAGCCAGGUGGCCCCUGGAGGCUCGGCCGGGGCCCCGUCCCGCAGCGCCAGCCGCAGGAAGAGAACCAGCUUCUCCAAGGAGCACGUGGAGCUCCUGAGGGCCACGUUCCAGACGGACCCCUACCCUGGCAUCAGCCUUAGGGAGAGCCUGUCCCAGACCACCGGCCUCCCAGAGUCCCGCAUCCAGGUGUGGUUUCAGAACAGGAGGGCCCGGACCUUGAAAUGCAAAGGGGCCAAAAAGGCCCUGUGGCAGCAGGGUGAGAGCCUCAGCCCAGACGCUCUAGCUCCACCCCGCAGCGUGGCCUCCAGGGGCCCCCAUCCCGGCGUUCACUCCCAGGGCCCCCCCCCAGCCUACCCGACCCAGGUGAAGGCAGAGAGGGACGAGGAUCUGCGCUACGGGCGCUGCCUCUCGGCCUUCCGCCCCUCUCCCAUGGACUACAGGCACUAUGGACCUGUGCACCGGGGCCAGCCCCCCACUCCCCUGAGGGGCCACAGCCCAUCGAUGACCGGGCCCUGGGCUCAUCCCGGGAGCCAUUCCUCCCCUGUCCCGGCUCCCUGGUGCCCCUCCCCCCAGGACCUGAGAGGCUCUGGGGUGCCCCCCUCCGGUGUGGGGCCCUCAGGCCGGGUCUACCCCUGCAUGAUGGAGCAGCCCCUCAACGCCUACGCCCACGCCUCCAGCCCCGAUACACCCGACUCAGGCUACUGGGAGAUGGCCUCUGACAGCAGCCCCAACCUGGACAUGCAGUACGCCCAGAUGGAGGACUCCUGGAGCGGGGUGAUCCCCAGAAGAAGCGGGGACCCCGGCCACUACCCGGGGUCAGACCAGUUCCGCCAGCAGGCCCCCCUGCCAGAGCUCUCCCUCCAUGAGAUCUUGGGGGAACUGAACGAGGACUGGCUGGGAGGAGAGGGACUCGACAACCAAAGCCAUGAGUAUAAACUCGCUGCCUACUGCUGACGAUGGAGGCCUAGUUGGAUCAACUCAUGGACAAUUUUUAUGUAUUUAUUUCGAAGCAAUCGUGUGUAUUAUCUUGAUUAGGUUCAAACCGCUUGGCUGGUUUAAGACAGUACAGACUUAAAAUGUCCCUCUCAAACACAUGGCAGCAGGAUCUGUCAUUUUUUUCAGGGACAUCACAUGGACAUUAUAGUUGCCUAUUCUUCCA
This is a messenger RNA of Gadus macrocephalus (Pacific cod), 1189 nucleotides long. RefSeq names its product mix-type homeobox gene 1 (gene mxtx1). Bases 1 to 984 code for a protein of 327 amino acids. Gene Ontology annotation, molecular function: DNA binding. The transcript has 3 exons. Lineage: Eukaryota; Metazoa; Chordata; Actinopteri; Gadiformes; Gadidae. The record is from RefSeq and is a predicted model, not a curated record.